AUGUCAGCAUCAUUACAAGUGACGCAGAAGCUGCAGCAGCAUCAGCAGCAGCAUCAGCAGCAGCAGCAGCAUCACUUUGAGAGCAGCUGCUACCUGAGCUCCAAGUCGUCUGUUAAACAGCAGUCGUUCUCCACAUACAAGACCUCCAGCCGUCGCCUGAAGACCACUGUGAAGACAGAGAAGGGGCAGGAGGUGGUUAAACUCAGCCCGCUACCCAAGAGAGCCAAACGCACCUACCUGGCGAUGGACUCAGACAAGGAAGUUAUCGGCUAUGUCAUUCCCGUAUUUAGAGCCAGUCAUGCUGCUGUUCGCAGUCUGAUGGAGGCCCAGGAUGAGGAGGUGACGGAGGAGGGCAUCAACUAUGUGGCCAUGAGGAACCUGUUUGUCAGGGAGGCCAAGGAGGCUGCGACUGUGGACGUUAAAGUGGAGAAGAGAACCAGGACAACGCACAUCAGGGAAUCUGCCGGACGUUUGGAAUUUAACAAGACGAUGGAUGAGUGGUCAACGUUCCGUAAGAAGAUGAACCCAGACAGUCUGACACACCCUCCAGAGUUCAUCGUCAAGCCCCGUGGACAGACUGUGUGGGAGGGCAGCACUGUUAAGCUGCACUGCACUGUGGCUGGAUGGCCUAAACCCAGGAUGGCCUGGUACAAAAACAAUGUGCUCAUUGACGCCAAGGCCCACCCCGAGAAGUACACAGUCGAGAACAAUUACAACAUGCACUCCCUGGAGAUCAAGAACUGUGAUUUCAUCGACACUGCUCAGUAUCACGCCUCUGCCCUCAAUGUGAAAGGGGAAGCUUCCUCUGUGGCUACUAUCGUUGUCAAAAGGUUCCAGGAGGGGGAGGUAGCAGGCCCACUUGAUCCCAAACCACAUGGUUUCUGCGCUGAGCAUGGUGUCACCUUUGAAACAACCAUCAUUGACAAAUUCGAAGUGGCCUUUGGCAGUGAAGGCGAGACAUUGAGUCUGGGUUGCACCGUCAUCGUUUAUCCCACUGUGAAGAAAUACCAGCCUGAUGUUGUGUGGUACAGAAACUCUGUCCCCCUGAAGCCCUCUAAAUGGGUGCACAGCCACUGGUCCGGUGAACGAGCCACCCUCACACUUGUCCACCUCAACAAGGAAGACGAGGGCAUGUACACCCUGCGUGUCAACACCAAAUCUGGCUUUGAUACCUACUCUGCUUAUGUGUUUGUCAGAGAUGCCGAUGUGGAGGUGGAGGGGGUUCCCGUGGCUCCUCUGGAUGUGCGCUGUCAUGAUGCCAACAAGGACUACGUGGUGGUGACCUGGAAGCAGCCAGCGGUGGAGGGCAGCAGCUCCAUCCUGGGAUACUACAUCGACAGGUGUGAGGUGGGCACUCACCACUGGGCUCAGUGUAACGACGCCCCAGUGAAGUACGCACGCUUCCCCGUCACAGGACUGAUGGAGGGCCGUUCUUACGUCUUCAGGGUGCGGGCCAUGAACAAGUCGGGAGUCAGCCGUUCAUCCCGUGUCUCCGAGGCCGUGGUUGCCAUGGAUCCCUCCGACAGAGCCCGCCUCAGAGCCGGCCCCUCAGCUCCCUGGACCGGGAUUAUCAAGUUCACAGAGGAGGAUCCCACUGUGGGAAUCGUCCCCGGAGAACCUUCUGAUGUUGUGGUUACUGAGGCCACCAAGAGCUACGUGGUGCUCGCCUGGAAGCCUCCAGUCCAGAGGGGUCAUGAAGGAGUCAUGUAUUACAUUGAGAAGUGUAUCUCAGGGACAGACACCUGGCAGAGGGUGAACACUGGCAUGCCGGUCAAGUCUCCCCGCUUUGCCCUGUUCGACCUGGCGGAGGGUAAAUCCUACAGCUUCCGCGUCCGCUGCUGCAACUCUGCCGGUGUGGGCGAGACGUCUGUAUCCACAGGAGAGAUCACGGUCGGAGAUAAACUGGACCUGCCCUCAGCUCCGGGCAAUCCAGUGACCUGCAGGAACACCAACACCUCAGUGGUGGUCUUCUGGGGGGCCUGUAAGGAAGUUAAACACCUGGUUGGCUACUACAUCGAAUAUAGCGUGGUGGGCACCGAUGAGUGGAAGCCCUGCAACAACAAACCUGUCAAGCAGACCAGGUUUGUGUGCCACGGCCUGACUACCGGGUCAAACUGCGUGUUCAGGGUCAAAGCAGUCAACGCUGCCGGGUACAGCCACAGCUCCUCUAAUUCUGAUGCCGUGGUUGUGCAGGCUGCCAUCUCCAUCCCUGGAAAGCCCACCGGUGUGACCCUGCUGGAGGCUGUAAAGGACUACAUGAUGCUGGCCUGGACCGAGCCUGCUAGCACUGGAGGAGCUGAUAUCAGGGGAUACUUUGUGGACUACAGGACUGUGAGGGGAGACGUUGUUGGAAAAUGGCAUGAAAUGAACCACAAGGCUUUGACUACUACCUCCUUUAAAGCUGAGAACCUGAAGGAGAACGUCUUCUACCAGUUCCAGGUCCGCGCUAUGAACAUGGCAGGUGUGAGUAAAGGCUCUCUGCCUACUUCAGCUCUGGAGUGCAAGGAAUGGACCAUUACUGUGGCAGGUCCUCCUCUUGGUCUCCAUGUGCUGGAGGUCCGGGACACCUCGGCCGUGGUCCUUUGGGAGCCACCCACAUUUGAUGGCCGCACCCCUGUCAACGGCUACUACUUGGACGUGAAGGAGGCUUCUGCCGGAGAGAAAGGCUGGAAGGCUGCUCACGAAAAGGUCAACAAGAGGAAAUACAUGAAGGUGACGGGGCUGAAGUCGGGUACAUCCUACGCCUUCCGUGUGCGUGCUCAAAAUCUUGCUGGGGUUGGAAAGCCCUCAGCAGCCUUGGGUCCAAUCCUGGCCCAGACUAGCCCUGGCACCAACGAGAUUUAUGUGGACGUUGAUGAUGACGGUGUGAUCUCUAUGAUCUUUGAGUGCUCUGAGAUGAAGGAGGGCUCUGAGUUUGUUUGGUCCAAGAAUUACCAGACUAUUACAGACACCUCUCGCCUGACUAUUACCACUGAAAAUGGCAGGUCCAGAGCUAUCUUCAACAGUCCCUCCCUGGAGGAUCUGGGCAUCUUCUCCUGUGUGGUCACUAACACUGACGGCUUCUCCUCCAGCUACACUCUCACUGAGGAGGGUCUCAUGCGUCUUCUGGACAUCAGCCACGAACACAAGUUCCCUGUUAUUCCCUUCAAGAAUGAAAUGGCCAUGGAGCUGCUCGAGAAGGGUCGCGUGCGUUUCUGGACCCAGUUGGAGAAAUUCACCUCGGCCUGCCAAGUGGAGUAUGUCUUUAAUGAUGUCCUUGUUACCGAGGGAAAGAAAUACACAAUGAACUUCGACAAGUCCACCGGCAUCAUUGAAAUGUUCAUGGACUCUCUGGAGAUCAGCGAUGAGGGAACGUUCACCUUUAACCUGGUUGAUGGCAAGGCGAAGGGCACAACCAGUCUGGUGCUCAUUGGAGAUGAGUUCAGGGAGCUUCAAAAGAAAUCUGAGUUUGAGAGGGCAGAAUGGGUCAGGAAACAAGGUCCUCACUUUGUCGAGUACCUUGGGUUCACUGUUACUCAAGAAUGUAACGUGCUGUUGAAAUGCAAGAUAGGAAAUAUCAGACCAGAGACUGAGAUCACCUGGUUUAAGGACAACAUUGAGAUUGCAGAGGAUGAUGAGGACGCUCAGAAAAUCGAGAGAAAUGACGGCGAUCUGACCUUUAAUAUUGGAAAGUGGGUUAUUAAGCAGGAGAAACCGAAAGUCAAAGGAGGAAAAAAGCCAACUGCAGUGGACGUCCCCCUACCGCCAAGACCCAAAAUCUCCAAGGCGGAUGCAGGUAUUUACCAGGUCAUCCUGAGGGAUGACAGAGGCAAAGAUAAGAGCAUCUUCGAUCUGACGGACGCAGGAUACCAAGCUGUAAUGAACGAGCUGUUCAGGGUUAUUGCCACCUCCUCCUCUGAUAUCAAGGUCGUCAGUACUGAACAUGGCAUCAUCCUCUACUCCAACGUCACAUAUUACAAUGAGGAACUGCGUGUUGGUUGGCUCCACAAAGAUGCUAAGAUUGCCGUCUCAGAGAGAGUUAAGUCUGGAGUCACAGGAGAGCAGCUUUGGCUGAAAAUCAAUGAGCCCACUGAGAAGGACAAAGGCAAAUACGCCAUGGACAUCUUCGAUGGCAAGGACGGAGUAAAGAGAGUCUUUGAUCUGUCUGGCAAGGCAUGGGAAGAGGCAUUUGAAGAAUUCCAAAGGCUCAAGGCAGCAGCAAUCGCAGAGAGAAAUCGCGCUCGUGUUAUUGGAGGUUUGCCAGAUGUGGUUGCGAUCCAAGAGGGCAAGUCCCUGAACCUGACUGGCAAUGUCUGGGGCGAACCCGUACCUGAGGUGAGCUGGACGAAGAACGACAGGGAGCUGGUGUCUGACGAGCGCUACACACUCAAGUUCGAGCACGGCAAGUUUGCCAGCAUCACAAUCGCCGCCGUCACCACGGCUGACUCUGGCAAAUACGCCCUCCUGGUCAAGAACAAGUACGGCAAAGAGGCUGGCGAGUUCACCGUCAGCGUCUACAACCCAGAGGAGGAGGAGAAGGAGGAGAAGAAAGGCUAAAAAAAAUAAAGGAGAAUGCAGUGUGAUGAAAUAAAGCAGAAAAAGAUGAACGACUGGGCCAUCUCCAAAGCAUUUUACCCCGGCACAUGCUGGUGUAGUGAACAGUUUAAAUAAAUGAUUACUACAACUGCUUCCUCCUGCGUCUUUCAUGUGCUGGGCUAAAGAGCUUUGGGCAUUGCUUGUGGCUGAAGAAAACAAUGAAUGUGAUACGGAGAAGUUAAUAGUGUGCUUAGUAGUUACUUGUCAAGCAGUAAAUGUUGAAUCAUUAAUCUUUUGUUUUAGCAAUGAA
Anoplopoma fimbria (sablefish) is the source of this 4825-nucleotide messenger RNA. RefSeq names its product myomesin 1a (skelemin) (gene myom1a). The record is from RefSeq and is a predicted model, not a curated record. Gene Ontology annotation, molecular function: protein binding. The transcript has 37 exons. Lineage: Eukaryota; Metazoa; Chordata; Actinopteri; Perciformes; Anoplopomatidae. Bases 1 to 4536 code for a protein of 1511 amino acids.